GCUCCUCUGCUUCUCUCAUCUCUCAUCUCUCUCUCUCUCUCUCUCUCUCUCUCUCUGCGUGAAAGCUCUUCAGGAUAGGAAAUGGCGGAAGCUCCAUCGUUGCCGGCGAUCGAAGAAGAGAAAAUAGAUGAGGAGUUUUACGAGAAGAUCGAAGCGCCCAAGUUCGUUGACUUCACCGCACCGGAGAUUCGCCGUUCUCAUGAAGAUCGCUACUGGUUCUGCUCUCGCGUUGGAUGUGACCAAAAUCAUGAAGAAGAGUUGGAUUCUGAAGCAAUCUACAAGAAUUUUGUCCUUCGGGUUAUGGCAGCAAGAAGUCCAAAUGUUCGCCUCAGAAAAGCACUGAAUAAAAGAGAAGCAACUGCAAAUCUGAAAUGCCCACUUACAGCUCCAGCAAAAUCUUCCAAGACAAGGGUUUCAAGAUUGGCUUUGAUUUCAUCAUUUUCCAAAAAGAUUGGUGAUUAUGACAAGGCAAGAACAAGACCUCUUUCUAAGGUUAAUGCAACCCCAAAAAAUUCUAAGGUGAAGCAAUCAUCUGCUACGGCUAAGGCUUUUACUACUCCCAGAAAACAAAAGAAGAGUUUGAAUAUAGAUCAGUUCAGAACUGUGCAAGGCAAAAAAGAAGCAUUGAAUGUGGCUGUGCCUAAGAACAGAGUAAUAGCUAAAACUCUUGUAUUUCACUCACCGAAAAAAGCAGUGAAGAUCAAGAGAUCUGUGGAACUAAAAAAGACACCCAUGAAAUCUCUGUGUUCAGCAAUGAAGAAGCUUGAGAUUGAUAGCGUAAAGAAGAAGAAUGAAGAAGCUUCUAGAAAGAAGUUCAAGGGACGUGAGGUUAAGAGCCGUGUGUUUGAUUCUUUGUAUCCUAACAGAUGUUUGAAAGGGGAAAAGAAAUUAAAGAGUGCUUCUCAGAUUCAUGAAGGAUCUAUUGUUGACCAUGGUGAUUCUAGUGACAUGGAGAUCGAUGAGAAAUCAAGGGAUGGUUCUCUUGAAAGAUGUCAUAAAUCAUCAACAAGUUCAGAAGAAGCGGAGGAGAAGAAGAGUAGUGAAGACUAUUGCACAGAAAAUGAGGAGAAAAGGGAAAAAAUCCCAGAAGCUGCAAAGAGAAAUGACAAUAAAGAGAAUUCUUUGGCAUCUGAUGACGAUAAGAGAAAUGAUAAUAAAGAGAAUUCUUUGGCAUCUGAUGACGAUAAUAAAGAAAAUGUGCUUGAACUCAAUGAAAAUGCUUCAGCCCCUGAUGAGAAUAGAACAAUUGUUGUCAAUCAUAACAACCUUGAAAAGCCCAAGAAUGAUGAGUUGAGGAAAAAACAGAAGAAUGAAGAUUUGAUUAUUAUGGCUUGGAAACAGAAACCUACAUCUAAUGCAACAACUGGAUCUAAAGUUGUGAAAUACAGAAAAUUAAGGCCAACAAAUCCCAAGCCUUUUAAGCUGAGAACAGAUGAAAGAGGAAUUCUCAAGGAGGCAAACUUGGAAAAGAAACCUCUCUCACCCUUGAAAGAAACCACCGCUAAAGGAGGCAAAACAAUGAGGAAACGUGUAAUCCAAAGGAAUGAACAAGACUCCGAUAAUAACAGCUGCGAAGACAGAACAAACCAUGCAACGGAAGGAGAUAAAUCUGUAAGCAUUCAAUGUUCUGUCCUUGGAAACUCCAAUAUGGAAGUGAACAGAUUAUAUGCCACUCCCCAAAGAAGAGAUGGCCCUAAAUUUCAGAAACCUAUCGAUACCGCGGAACGGCCAAAACAACGAGAAAAGGCAGCUCAAAAAUUGGAUGACAACUUUAAAAGAACGUCCCAUAUGACACAGCCCAAACUAGUAAGGCCAAGAAGUGCUUUAUCAAGGAAGAAAGAGAACGGUCUUUUUGUAACACCUGGUAAGCAGCAUCUCAGUGCAAUUGAUGAAAAUUCAUCUAAUCCAAAGCCUAAGGAAGCAGCAAAGGCUGGUAAUAAUAGCGACUCAUCUAGAAGUAAAGUUUGCAGUGCCAAUUCCAGUUCUCGUUCAAGACCCAGGAAGACUAUUUUAACUGUUCCAAAGGAACCAAACUUUCAGAGUCUCCAUGUGCCGAAGAGCUGCACCAAAAAAAUGACUUGAACUUCUUCUUCUUUCUACAUUUUUUCUCUUUUACCCCUUUAUUUGCAGUUUAUUAUUGGUGGGGUUUGUGUCUGAUGUUCAAUAAUAUCAUUGAAUUCGUGAUAGUGGCUUCCUGAUGAUUGUUAUGAGGCCAUUUGAUUGAUAUAGAGGCGUAGGCAAAAUUUGAUGAUUCAGAACCAUGUUUGUUGUAACAUAGAUGAUUCAUUUGUAAUUGUUUAUGUUUAUUUAUGAUGCUA
Molecule: messenger RNA, 2318 nt
Organism: Prosopis cineraria
Lineage: Eukaryota; Viridiplantae; Streptophyta; Magnoliopsida; Fabales; Fabaceae
Exons: 10
Coding region: 82-2082 (666 amino acids)
Source: RefSeq, a predicted model, not a curated record